Metschnikowia bicuspidata var. bicuspidata NRRL YB-4993 is the source of this 2574-nucleotide messenger RNA. RefSeq names its product tyrosine protein phosphatase (gene PTP3). Gene Ontology annotation, biological process: protein dephosphorylation. The transcript has a single exon. The coding region runs from base 1 to 2574 and encodes 857 amino acids. Gene Ontology annotation, molecular function: protein tyrosine phosphatase activity. The record is from RefSeq and is a predicted model, not a curated record. NCBI's taxonomy places the organism in Eukaryota, Fungi, Ascomycota, Pichiomycetes, Serinales, Metschnikowiaceae.
AUGAGCACCAGCCCCUGCUGCGCCGAGUACAAGUUCCCCGCCACGCCGCCCGGCAACGAGCCCUAUGCCUACGCCCGGCCCGCGGCAGGCCCCCCCAAGGCGCCGCCGGCCGGCGACUACUUUGCCUUGAAGCCGCCGGCCGCGCCGCACAAAACAACGUUCUUCUCGCCCGUCAAGCCCACGCCCCGCGGCCACGGCUCCGGCUCCGUGAGCUCGCUCGGCUCCGAGGCCACGUUUACCGAGCACCUGGCGUUCGUCAGCCACGACUUCCACAAGCUGACCGACACGCUCUUCGAGGACUGCGAGGACGCGCCCAACGCCGCGGGCCCGCGCAACGUGCUCCUGCUCUCGCUCAACUUGCCCAAGAAGAGCCUCCACCACAAGGCCCGCUCGUCGCUCAGCUCCUCCGCCGGGCUCUUGGCCCGCCAUGCGUCGGCACGCGACGCGGACGCGCCCGAGGACCCCGCGGCGCUCUCGGCCGUGGAGCCGCGCUUCCUGCUCGACCGCAAGUACUCGCUCGGCGUGGCCGAGGAGUCGCUCGGCCGUGCCAACCCGCUGCGGCCCUCGUCGCCCGCGCCCGUGCUCCACAUGCACCACACGCUCCCGAACCUCUCGCCCAAGAGCACGGGCUCGGUGUUGGACUCCAUCAAGACCCAGCAGAUCAAGCGCUUGCUGUUCGUGCCGCCGCAGGAGAGCUUCCGCGACGCCAUCGUGCGCCUCUCGCCGUCCAUCGCGUACCUCUCGCCGGCCGCCAUCGCCAGCAUCGUGGCCCAGAGCUCCGUGCACCCGCAGACUCGGCUCCGGGACAUCUUGGUGCUCGACAUCCGCCCGUUGGCCGACCACGUCAAGAGCCACGUCGCGGGCGCCAUCAACAUCUGCCUCCCGCUGACGCUCUUGAAGCGGCCCAGCUUCGACCUCAAGCGCUGCGUCAACUCCUUGCCGGUCUACGAGCGGCUCAUUCUCCAGAGCUACUUCCACCACAACCGCGCCAACUUCGACGCCAACAACGUGGUCUCGCGCCCGCACGCGGGCGCCCACGGCCUCCCCGCCAUCGUCCUCUACGACCACUCCAACCACUCCUCCAACAUCUACCACAUGUGCCGGAAGCUUGUCGACCACUCGUGCUUCGAUGCCUCCUCGGCGCCCCCAAUCUACCUCAUAGACGGCCUGUUUCUGGCCUUGGCCUCCGCGCAUCCCGACAUCCUUGGCUCGGGCAAGGUGGAGUCCAUCGAUGUGGCAAGCUUGUCCACCCACACCCCGCUGGACGGCUCCCCACCACUGCAGCCCGCGCCGCGCCCGUCCCGUGCGGCCUCGCCCCGCACCAUCAAGGCCCCGAGCCUCAGCUUGGCUGGGCUUCCGACCCCCAACGUCUCCAACUUCUCACUUCCCACCAACUUGCCUGAGACCAAGUUCAAGAUCAGACACAACGAGGAGAUGUUCAACUUCUCCACCGCACCCUCCACCGACGACAAGUUGUCGAACCUCGCGGUCAACUCCCCGGGCCUAAGACUACUCCCGCAGUGGUUGAGAGACUCCGUGGCUAACAACACACAAAUCAGGGCCGACUUCAACAAGCUAGAGGAGUGCGAGAAGUCCCGCUUGAACAGUGCGUUGAAAAUCAAAAUGGAGAACGAGUUCGUCACGCCGGGCGGCCGCACCGAGCUUACCCCUGUGAUCAACAGCGGCUUGGACUACGGCCACAAAAACCGGUACAAAGACAUCUUUCUCUACGAGCACACGCGCGUCUCUCUUAACGACGCUCUAUCGGCAAAACUUGUGCCUUCUGAUGACACAUCAUUGCAGCUGGGCUGCGACUACAUCAACGCUUCAUACUUGAAGUCUUCAAAGUCUGUGUUCGGAAGCAUCUUGGGAACGGACUCUAUAGAUGAGCAGCUUCUCAGAUACAGCAACUGCAUUGCCACCCAGGGCCCAUUGUUGCGAACGGCAGGGGACUUCUGGAAAUGUGUGGUCAACCAAGGCUCAUUGGUCAUCGUAUCCUUGACCAACGACGUUGAAAAUGGCGUGGAGAAAUGCUUCGCAUUCUGGAAAUCCGGCAGAUACAUGUCAGGCAAUAACGCUGUGGACGUCAGCCUUUUGGACACUGAGACGUAUGGUGCUUUGAAGCUUCGAACAUUUGCGAUCGAUAUCGAUAACAAAAUCCACCACAAGGUACUACAGUUACAUCUAGAUUCGUGGAUGGAUAUGGGGGUGGCAGUCGACUCCAAUGAGGUUCUAGCAAUGAUCCAUUUGAAAAAUCACAUCUUGGCUCAUGCCCCGAGUCUUCCCGAAUACCCUUCGGUCAUACAUUGCUCUGCUGGGUGUGGGCGUACCGGCGUUUUCGCAGCCGCCGACAUGUUGAUGAACGCAUUCAAAUUCAAGGGCGAUGAUUUUGACGUGAUCGCGGACCCCGUGUACGAUGUUGUGAACGACUUGAGGCGCCAAAGGAUCCUGAUGGUGCAGACCAUCCGUCAGUAUGGGUCCAUCUACGGACUCUUGAUUCAUCGCAUCACCGGGCUGAACGAGUGGCAGUCAAUCAGCGACACAAGAAUCGCAAAAGCAUUUCUCGAGGCAUGA